GUGUUAGGUCACAUUUUCAAAAACAAAUUAAAAAAAUGAAUGAGUAAAAUUUACUGAACUCUUUCAUUGAUUGAAGGGGUUGAAAGCCAUGUGAUGAAAUGUACAACACAUGUCAAUAUCCUGACUGCCAAUCAAGUGGCCAUGUGGCCCUACUUAGACCUUGUGCAUCCCUCAUUAGCCUGGACCAGCUCCAGCCCUGCAUCAUGUAGAUAGCCAGUGUUACACAAUGUUACAGGGUUUAAUCCCCAGUUGUGAGGAGAGGCUAUGAGUCAACUGACACCAACCAACACUAGGCUUAUCCCUCCUCCCAGUCCUAGCAUCCCAUACUGCAGGCCUUCACUUUCAUACUGACAAACACACUGCAGUGUUCAUUUCACUGUGUAGGUAAUCAAGUCGUGAGUCUAUAUUCUUUCCACUGGAGUGCCUGGGAGUUUACGAUUGUUGCCAGAAUCUGUGGCUCCCAUUGUGGGAGUAUUUGUGAAUCUCGGCUGUCUGUGGAUUACUGCGGUGGUAUGUGAUUCACAAAGGAUGAUAGACGGAGAGAGACGUGAAACAAGAGCCUGUUGAAAGCUGGUGUCUCGCACUACGGAUGUACAUGCCCAGUAUAGAGAAACCCUGACAGAUGACUGGUGAUUAAGUUGUCCAGAUGACGAUGGAGUCUAGUGGGACCCCUCUCAAUAGUGUCCUCCCUCCAUGAAGUAAUGUCUUCAGCAGCUGCCAGUCAUGAAGACCAGCAUAUCCUUAGUGGUAUUCUUAUGUGUGUUAACCUGCUGGAGUAAUCACAGUGUAGCUUUUGAGUUGAAAAAUGGAGACAACGUGAAAAUUGUUGGUGUGAGAAAAACUCCACGUGGUGUUCCUCAGACAGGCACGAGGAGUAAUUCUGGGAGAGGUCUUGUGGAUGCUCUUUACUCAGAAAUUCGCAUUGAGUACCAGACCGUUGAUAAAGACUUGAAUGAAGAUGGAUUAAAAUUUAAGAGUGUCUUGCCAUCUGGUCAGAACCCAAGGGAAGGGUUGACUAAAGAUGGCCGCAGUUCAGCAAAUGGUAAACUGAAUGUGCCAGUUUUAAGAACGAAAGAAAAUACAUUGAAAUUUAUGCCACAAACCACAUGGGGACUUAGAAGAAAGGUGUUGGUAAGCAAGUCUGACAGAGAACCGUAUGGUGGGUCUAUUUUCACCAACAAAGACUUAGUUACAGCAACCAGGCCAAAAUCAAUAUCAGCACAGCAGUUUAUCAGAUCCUCGGGGCACAAUGAUGUGAAAGACUUAAUUUUUCUGUAUGUGAAGGAUUCUCUAAGAGGCGCCUAUAGAAACCGUUAUCACGAAACCAAGGCUAACAAUGGCUGGGAGCGGAUUUCUCCUUCUUCAGCCUGGAGUAAAUUCUUUGAUGGCCUAAGUAGUCAUUACAAGAGCAGGGGUGUGGAGAGGGUAAGCCAAGGCAAUAGUGGACUCAGGAGAGACAAUGAGACUUAUAACAAGUCUGCUCCUGCUCCAAAUUGGCCAAAUUUGAUUUCCUUCUCUCGUCAGAAGCGUAGCGUUGAUAGUGUACAGGAUAGUGGCUUCGAUCAUUCAAGUGUGUCAGGAGGACAGUCAAGUGUAGGUAAACUGGGCUCGAGCACCAGCCAUUCUGAUCAGAAUUCAUGGCCAGACAAAACUGGUAGUUCUGAUGGUCUGUACACAUCCCCCCCAUUUGAGAAAGGAUCAAUUAACACGGAUGAAUUUCUGACAAGAGGCACCGAUAGUGUAACAGUGUCUGCAGCCACUGCUAAGCAUAGCACUGUUUCACCAUUGGGUUUUAGUUCGGAUAAACAUACUACCACAAAGCACUCACCAGGCACCAUUCCAGUUUUGUACUCGACAAACAUUCCUAAAAGUGACCCCAAUACAGCCCCUACUUCUGCUAGCCAUACAAGUGGGUUUAGUGGUGUGAGUUCAGAAUCUCCAGAAAGCCUGACAAAAUCUCACUCUCAAAUGUCCUCAUCAUAUCUGGGGACAACUCCGUCCUUGGCUAAGUUGCAUGACCCUGCUUCGGCCUCAUUAGAAUCACAAAUUGCUGCAGAUAGUGAUGUCAGUGGAUUACAUUCUACAACAUUGAGUUCCUCCUCUGUUAUUGCAAACAGUACUUCUCCUAGUGCUUCCACUUUAGCAUUAAAUAGUGAUGGAUUGGUUGCCACCCUCCCAACAGUAACUGAAUCUGCAGAAGUCUCCUCCACGUCUGUGAUCACAGAAUCUUUAAACUGGGAUGCAAUUAAAGCUUUAGCGAGUGAAACUUCCACAAUGGCACAAACUCCAGAGCCAUCAUCUGAGACAUCUCCGGAACCCACUGCUGAGAUGUCUGCUAAACCCAUUGAUAGGAUAUCACUUGUUCCAAACACAUCUCCUAUAAUGACUACAGUUAAGAUUCCUCUUAAGCCAACAAUUCAGGCUUCUCCAGAGACAUCACCAGAAUCCUCCCCGGAGACGUCUCCAGAGACAACACCUGAGACAUCUCCAGAGACAUCUCCUGAGACAACACCUGAGACAUCUCCUGAGACAACACCUGAGACAUCUCCAGAGACAUCUCCUGAGACAACACCUGAGACAUCUCCAGAGACAUCACCUGAGACAUCACCUGAGACAACACCUGAGACAUCACCUGAGACAACACCCGAGACAUCACCAGAGACAUCUCCUGAGACAACACCAAAGACGUCGCCAGAAACCUCCCCUGAGACAUCACCAGAAACCUCCCCUGAGACAUCACCAGAAACCUCCCCUGAGACAUCACCUGAGACAACACCAAAGACGUCGCCAGAAACCUCCCCUGAGACAUCACCAGAAACCUCCCCUGAGACAUCACCUGAGACAACACCUAAGACAUUGCCAGAAACAUCUCCUGAGACAUUGCCAGAAACCUCCCCUGAGACAUCGCCAGAAACAUCACCAGAAACAUCUCCUAAGACAACACCAGAGAAAAUCCCAGAGACAUCACCAGAGACGUCACCAGAGACAACACCUGGGAUAUUGCCACAAACAUCACCAGAGACGACACCAGAGAGAUCACCACAGAAGGCUUCGGAGACCAACCCUGAAUCGACUCCCGAGCCAACAACAACACACCCACAGCCAAAAGCAGAACCAGAUACCCCAGUAACACGUCUUCCUAUGAUAUAUGAGCCACAAGCAGCUGAAACUGCAACAGAUGAAAUCACCAAGAUAGAUAUUUCCAAGACAUCAGUGACUUCCACCUCUGAACCGUCCAGCACAACAUCAGAGCCAGUGCCAGAGACACACUCACCAUCCAGCACUCCGGCAACUCAUGACAGUGAUUCUGAUUCUGAAGAGGGUAACGCAGAGCCUGAGGGUGAAGGAGCCACACCCAGCACCAAAUCAGACUCCGCCACCUCUAUUCCUAUUGCUGAACCAGGUCCUGACUGGGUGGAUGCCAAGAAGAAGUGGAACAUUGCUUGGGAGAUCCACCUGUACAUGUUGGGGGGACUGUUUGCGGCAGUAGCUUUCUACACCGUCACCAGUAUGAUCAAGCUGUACCAGAUCAACCGGCUCCUGAGCAAGAAAUACUUCAUCACCCUCAACCUCCUCAUCUUCACGUUGUGUACCGUUCGAGCUGUCUUCCUUCUGGUUGAUGGCUACAACUCCAAUAAAACAUUUCAUCCUGUGCUCAACUAUCUCCUCUACAGCUCAGCCUUCCCUUGUUUGACAUCCUCCUUCAGCAUCCUGCUUUACGCUCUGCUACAAGCAACACAGAUGAGACUUGUCCCACCCCGAGUGCAGAAGAUUCAGGUCCUGAUCGUCAUCAUCUUAUGCCAUUUUAUUCUUCAGAUCACUACUGAUGUUCUGGUAGGAACCUAUGCCGGAAUGAACAUUAUGCUAUUUGUGUGCCAACUGUUUUACAUCUGCUGGGGAUUGUUCUUAUUCUUUGGAUAUGCUUAUAUAUUCCGCUACCUGUAUUCCUCCGCAGUAAAGAGACAGAAGAAUUACCAGUACAUGCUCACUGGAAAGACGUAUCCCAGUGGAUCAGAAAGUUAUAAACAUAAGUUCACCUUGAGCUUAGCAGUCAAGGUCACAUUUAUGGGGUCCAUAUUAGGUCUUGUGACAAUAGGACUGGAAAUAUACGCCAUAAUAGGCGUAUAUGGUGUUUUCUCCGACAAGAAGCCAGAACCCUGGCCUUGGUGGCUGUACCACACAGCUUUACGACUUGUUGAGUGCUUGAUGUGUAUAAUCAUGGCCUAUGUGGCCUCACAGCCGUUUCGCUAUACAGAACUGAGAACAUGCGGUUUCUUGUGUGGUCCCUGUCUGGAAAUAUGCCAGUGCGCAGGUAAGGGUGAUCAAAGUGAUAAGCUAGGCUGGAGUGAAUAUGAUCGCUUGUACAUGACGACAAAUAAAAGAAGCAAUGGACAUACAAAUGGGAAGAAGAAGAAAAUAUAUUUGAACGAAGGCACAGACAUUGUUCCGAUUGUGAUACAGCCCAGUACCACUAAUGAGUCUCGGCCUCCAUCCAUGUUGAUUAUUGAAGAUGGAUAUGUUCGCUUCCAGGCCGAGACGGACAUCAAUAAGAUUGUGGAUACUUACACAAAGACACAUGGUGAUACGGAGAUGUCAACGUUUAAGAACUAUGAUGGAAUUGUAAAUGGUGCUUAUAUUCGCUCAAUGGAGGAUACUGUUCGUUUUCAGGAUGAUCUGGCAUCAACUGAUGGCUACAUUAGAAAAAGUCGCAAAAGCAGCUUGGCAAGCAGUGGAUUUUUCCGACCACCUUCGUCUAUCAGUCUUGCCGACAGCAUGGAGUCAGAAAUCGACAAAGCGUUUCGAAGUAUGCGACAGGACAGUUUGUCAAACAUACGUGCUUCAACACAUAGCUUACCUUCGCGAAGCACGUAUAGUAUUGACGACAACUUUCAGGGACCGGCCAUUGAAGCCUACUUGGAACAACAAGUAGGUCAACCUAAAGCUGGUCUUCGAAGGUCAAGGUCAGCACUAGGGGACUUGAAUAUUCAAAAGCCAGAAACUUGGCGCCACAAACUGUUCAGAAGCAGAAGUGAUAAUUCUGCAUGUGUCCGAACCAAAGAUUUAGACAGUAUGCGAUAUUUGUCCUUGCUUGACCUUGAAAAGCAGCAGGAUAAAAGCACAGACAGUGCAUCUGGUGAUUCAAGUUCAAAAACAGCUGACAGUUCCGAUGAUAGCUAUGUAGACCAUCAUCAAUCGACUGAUAAUCUAACUGCCAACCGCGAGGUUGUGAAAAGGUUAUUACAAAAAGAAAACUCGGAGCCAGAAGAAAUUGAUGUGUGAUGUGCAAGCUUUGCCUGAAUUCUUUCAACUGGAAAGAAUUUAAGUGACAUAUUGGUAAAAUAUUAGCAUUUUUUAUAAAAACAUAAAUGAAUUACGGAGAUUAUUGUGUAUCUGUUUUCAGAAUAUCAGUUGAUAGGAUUAUAAAGAUUCCUUCAUUUUGAAAAUGAUUAAGUUGGAACUAGGAAUUCUAGCAAAAUCAGAAUAAGGCCAUGAGUAGUUAUUUUAAAUUAUUAGUUAUAAGCCCUUGUAGACUUUGUAUGUAAUGCUGGCUUCAGCAGCUAGUAAUGCUAACUUCAGCAGGUUCUUUUUUUAAAAAUAAUUCAUCUCUGUUGACUUUGAAUCAAUGUAGCAAUAUUUUCAUAUUUUACUAUCAUUUGGACAACUCAAAUAAAGAUUUAUUGGUGGAUUUGUGAUAAUGAAACUGACCUUGAAUUGAGGAUUUCAUUUUUGACAUUUACCGGUAUAUCAAAUUCAUUUUAUUAUUUUGUAUUCAUCAAUACCUUUUAUCUAAAUUCAUCUCACCUGUUUGCCAUGAAAUCCCAUGUUACUAUUUCAAAUCUGUGAUCUGAGGAUAUGGCCAAGUGGUCUGAGGAUUGCUAUGUUGGUUUAUGGAGAGAUCAGAAAGGCAUUUUUGAAUGUCACAACUAAUUGAUCACUUGGACUAGCCUUAUCUUUGAUUGUCCUUUAGUAUUGAAAACAAGUCAUGAGAUCAUUAAGAAUAAGAAAGAAAUAGUGACCAAGGUUGUUGUAGCCAAUUUCAAAUAAAUUCAUUUGAAUUUGAGACAUUCAUUCACCAUUCGAGACAUUUCAUUUAUUCCUUGAAACAUGAAGAAAUUUAUCAAUGCAUUUGUAUAUUUUGUAAAUAUCAUUUUGUAUGUUACCAUGGUUACCAAGUUAGUAGUCACAACUAGUCAUAUCCUGGACCGAGCUCCCCACCAUCACAGUGCAAUCUAUCAUUUACUUUUAUUUCUACUUUUUGUAUAAACCUCAUAUCAUAUGUUUCUUUGCUAAUCAGCAGUUAUUUAUUCACUUUUACAGUUUUUGUAUUGUCAAUACUCAGGUGUGAAAUGAAGCUCACAUAUGCCAAAAUAUUGUUCUGCCUUUUAAGAAAUGAAAUAAAUCCAAAAUGCACCCGAAUAUUGGCGAUGUUUAUCCCUGGAUCUUCCUUUAGUGUCGUCCUUAGAUAGAACAGAAUUUACACAGACCCUGUCCAUAGUCUUGAUGUCUUACAUUAAUUAUCCCUCUGGUCACCUUGGUUUUUUUCAGGACAUGCCUGUCAUGUAAUUAUUGUUUCUGAAUUAGUCAAGACCAAUUUAAUUACUUGAUUUACAGAUUUGUGUGUGUGUGUUUCAGCCAUUUCCGUAUCUCAAAAUUUAUAUUUUGUCUCUUCCCCUCACUCUAACAGUGGCUACACCAAAAGAGAGAACAGAAUUUCCCCCAUGAAAUUAACCCCCCAAUGAUGUUUGUGUGUUAGAAACAAGACAGAUGUGGUAAUAUUGGUCACUGAUUUUUUUUAUUUUAAAAAGUGAGUUUAGCUGUAUUUUAUUUCUCUCCAUCUUUAGGUAUGUUGGGCACACAAGUCUGUAAAGCAAGUACUUUAAGUGGUCUUGCCUUAAGAUUAAAUUAUCAGUCAGUGUACUGACACACUAUGAAAACACAUAAUUAUGUUUUCAAGCAUCGGUUAUGAUGGUUUUUUUUGCUUUAGUCCUUCUCAAAACAGAUCACAUGAUAUUCAAACCCGUUAUUGUGUUUGAUUAUCUCAUGCCUAAAUACCAAAUUAUCUUAAUUGAUUUUUAUGACCAUUUUGCCAAAUAUAACAGAAAUUGGAAUUUGCGUUUUCAAAGUGUUUCAGUAUAUAUGAAUAUUUUAUUUUAUCUUUUGUGGUAAUUUUUUAGGAGAUAAAAAAGCAGUGAUUGGAUGUUUAAUGAUUUUGAUAUGGUCUGAGUAAACCAGAUUGACUUAACACUAAAAUUAUCAUUUGUUUGAUAAAAUGGGUAAAGUCUACUAUAUAUGCAAUUCCAUUCUCGAGAUUCGUUAUUAAUCAUGUUGUUUUUCAUAGAGGGCUCGAACAUUUUGUUCCUAUGCCCCUGUCCUCGUGAACAAGGAGCGUUCAUUGUCUGUCAUAUUUCUGUCUGUACACAGUCUUUCUUUGUUUAAAUGUUAUGGACACAUGUGAUACAUGUCAUGUCAGUUUCAUAUUUCAAUUAUCAUAAAGUUAUCACAGAUUCCCCGAACUGCAGACGAUACUGUUGAUGUGAAUAACAUGUUUAUUUUUGUAUUGACAAGUUGACCGCGAUGUUGUUCUUCCUUGUCAAAAACAACACAGACGUAGUUGAUUCAGGGAACAAUCCUCUAUCAAAGUUAUGUACAUGUCAUGUACAUUGCCGUCAAUCAAAUGAUACUUGUUUAUGUUUUCAGAAUGAAAUAAUUGUUUGUACAAUUCAUACAAUAUUAUGUUGCGACCUUCAUUGCUGAUUCAUAACUGUUUGCUCUGUGAGGUCAGAAGGUUAUCAAUUUUUGUGUUUUAUUUUAAAAUGUCACAUGUUUUGACAUUGAUUAGGAAAACAAUGAUACUCUAUUUGACAUAUUCAACAUGCUGUACACUGAAAUAGAUUGUGACAGCAGGCCAUGUGCCAUUUUUGUUUGUUGUUCAAUGCCACAUUCAGCAAUAUUCCAGCUAUGUGUCCACGGACUGUAAAUAAUAGUGUCUGAACCAGAAAAUCCAGUGAUUGACAUCAUGAGCAUCAAUCUACACAAUUGGGAUAUAAUAACACGCAUCAACCAUGUCAGCGAGUCUCGACCACUCAAGCCCAUUAGUCGCCUCUUACGACAAGCAUAGUCACCUCUUACGACAAGCAUAGUCACCUCUUAUGACAAGCAUGUAUUGCUGUGUGCCAUGUGAUUGACUGAGUGUUUAUGCCACUGUGAGCAGUAUUAGAGCUAUGCAACAAAGCUGUAAGUACUCACUCUGGACCCGGGGAUCAAAUAGGAUGAUAGAUCACACAGCAAUGAAAACAUCAGGGUGAUGUUAGUGGCACAACUAGCCAAGUCACACAGUGUGACUGACCACCUGAUUAUGUUAAGUCAGCACUUUUGACAAGACUGGGGUACUGGGGACCUUCCUACUUUUGAGGGGCCAUCGGGUAGCCCAGUGGUUAAAGCAUUAGCUUGUCAUGCCGAAGACCCGGGUUCGAUUCCCGUCAUGGGUACAAUGUGUGAAGCCCAUUUCUGGUGUCCCCCGCCGUGAUAUUGCUGGAAUAUUGCUAAAAGCGGCUUAAAACCAUACUCACUCACACUCACUCACUCACUCACUCCUACUUUUGAAUCCCAGUAGUUUCCAGAAUGAAAGUAAUGGUGGGCUGAGCAUGUCAUUUUGCCUCCCCUCACUGUGAGAUUAGUGUCAAGUCCAUUCCACGAAGAUCCGGGUUAGAUAAGGUCUUCAGCAACCAUGCGUGCCAUAACAGGCGACAAUGCUUGUUGUAAGAGGCGACUAACAGGAUCGGGUGGUUGAUGCAUGUCAUCGUAUCCCAAUUGCGUGGAUCGAUGCUCAUGCUGUCAAUCACCGGAUUGUCUGGUACAGACUCGAUUAUUUGCAGACCGCUGUCAUUUAGCUGGAAUAUUGCUGAGUGCUGAGUUAAACAACAAACAAACAAACAAACAAACAAACCAUUCUAGGUGUCCCCUUUACUAAUUCUGUUAAAUUAGAUGUAAAACCACUUACACUCAACGACACUGUUUGGGUGAUUUCAAUUUUUGUAGUGUGUGGUAUAUUAUCUUCAGGAUCUGUUUUGACAGAUUAGAUAUUCAUAUUCAUGGAGGGUUUGCUUGUGUCAAGUAUGCUAGGUGGUGAGGGCUGUUAUUAUGUCAAAUACGGUAAAUCAGACACUUGUCGAAAACAGUAAACUACCGAUCUACACUGUUGAAUUCAGUAGAUGAGACACUUGUCGAAAAUAUUUAACUACUGGUCGACACUGAUGAAUUCAGUAGAUGAGACACUUGUCGAAAAUAUUUAACUACUGGUCGACACUGUUGAAUUCAGUAGAUGAGACACUUGUCGAAAACAUUUAACUACUCGUUGACACUGUUGAAUUCAGUAACUGAGACACUUGUCAGAAACAUUAAACUACUGGUCCACACUGUUGAAUUCAGUAGAUCAUAUGUGAAGGAAUAUGAUAAAUAAAACACUGUUAGAGAAACUGGUCAUUUCAGAAUUAAUCAAAUUCUGUAUCCAAUUCCAAGUACAUGAAAAGUGAUAGAAAUAGAAUAGGUCAUAUUCCUCACUUACCUUAGAAAAGAUACAUCAUUUAUUUCCAUGAAAGAGCUGUGUUGUUAACAGGAGGUUUGACAUGUACAUUUCUUGAUUUCUAUCAUUUGAGCAGUGUUAUGUUAUGUUGUUUCUCUGUUGAUUGCUCUGCGACUGGUACCUGAGUAUCAUUGUACCUACCUGUGCUGACAAACUAUUAAUCAAAUAAAUCAAAAUUCAAAUUUAA
Messenger RNA from Haliotis rufescens (red abalone), 9770 nucleotides. RefSeq lists its product as uncharacterized. The record is from RefSeq and is a predicted model, not a curated record. Bases 724 to 5280 code for a protein of 1518 amino acids. The transcript is spliced from 2 exons. Lineage: Eukaryota; Metazoa; Mollusca; Gastropoda; Lepetellida; Haliotidae.